Messenger RNA from Rhea pennata, 1679 nucleotides. RefSeq names its product T-box transcription factor 21 (gene TBX21). Gene Ontology annotation, cellular component: nucleus. The record is from RefSeq and is a predicted model, not a curated record. Gene Ontology annotation, biological process: positive regulation of DNA-templated transcription; cell fate specification; lymphocyte migration. Gene Ontology annotation, molecular function: DNA-binding transcription factor activity, RNA polymerase II-specific; RNA polymerase II cis-regulatory region sequence-specific DNA binding. The transcript is spliced from 6 exons. Bases 1 to 1617 code for a protein of 538 amino acids. Lineage: Eukaryota; Metazoa; Chordata; Aves; Rheiformes; Rheidae.
AUGGGCGCGCUGGAGCCGGCGACGGGAGCCCCCAGCGCCGCCGUCCCCAUGCUCAGCGGCGCCGCCAGCUUCGCCAAGGAGCCGCCGGGCCCCCGGGACGCCGCCGCCGCCGCCGCUUACUACGGCGAGGCGGGCGGCCCGGAGCCGGGCGCGCCGCCGCUGCCCUUCGGCGCUCCCGUGGUGCCCGCCGGCUUCGGCGGCCGCUUCCUGGGGCCCUGCCCGCCCUACCGGGCGCCGCCGCCGCCGCCCGCCGCCGCCCCGGCCGCCGCCCCGGGCUACGCGGCUGCGGCGGGCGAGGGCUACGCGGGCGCCGAGCUGUACGCGGGCGCCGAGGGCGCCUACGCGCCCGGGGCGCCGCCGCUGUGCCCCCGUGCCGGGCCGCUCUGCGCCCUGCCCGGCUACCGGGCGGCCGGCAAGGUGCAGGUGAUGCUCAACAACUACCCGCUCUGGGCCAAGUUCCACAAGCACCAGACCGAGAUGAUCAUCACCAAGCAGGGCAGGCGAAUGUUCCCGUUCCUCAGCUUCAGCCUCUCGGGGCUCAACCCCGUGGCCCAUUACAACGUCUGCGUGGACGUCGUGCUGGUGGACCAGCACCACUGGCGCUACCAGGGCGGCAAGUGGGUACAGUGCGGCAAAGCCGAGGGCAACAUGCCAGGGAACCGCCUCUACUUGCACCCCGACUCGCCCAACACGGGCGCCCACUGGAUGCGCCAGGAGGUCUCCUUCGGCAAGCUGAAGCUCACCAACAACAAGGGGGCCUCCAACAACGUCGGGCAGAUGAUCGUGCUCCAGUCGUUGCACAAGUACCAGCCCCGGCUGCACGUGACGGAGGUGAAGGAGGGCGAGGGCGAGGAGGCCGGCCAGUCCCCCCACACCCAGACCUUCACCUUCCCCGAGACCCAGUUCAUCGCUGUCACUGCCUACCAGAAUGCCGACAUCACCCAGCUGAAGAUCGACCACAACCCCUUCGCCAAGGGCUUCAGGGACAACUUUGACUCGAUGUACGCGGCCUCGGAGGGCGACCGCCUGACGCCGUCGCCGCCGGACGGCCCCGGGUGCCAGCAGCUGCCGCCGGGCGCCCGCUUCCAGCCGCUGCUGCACGAGCAGUACCCGCUGCCGCCCGGGCGCUACUACAACGGCGAGCGGGGCGCCCCGCUGCCGCUGCCCCCCAAGGACGCCCCGCGCUGGUACUUCGCCCCCCAGCAGGCGCCGGCCGAGUACGGCGCCUACGAGAGCGGCUACGGCGGCGGCAAACUGGUGCCCUACGGGGCGAAGCCGCUGGCCCUGCCGCCCGCCGCCCACCCGCCCCUGCCCUACUACGGCGAGGGGCCGGGGGCGUUCGGGGCGCCGGGCACCUGGAGCCCCGCGCAGUACGUCCCCAAGGCCGGUCCGGCGCCGCCGGGGGGGUGGUACCGGGACCCCCGGGGCCAGCCCGCCCCCCCCACCGCCAAGGCGGGCGACGCGGCCGGCUCGGGGCUCUACGAGGGCGAGUGCAAGCGGCGCCGCGUGUCGCCCCGCUGCCCCUCGAGCGGCGAGAGCUCGCCGCCCGCCGCCCGCAACGGCGACCUCUGCGACAAGGACCCCGGCGCCGGGUACUACGGCUUCUACGGCACCUGAGCCGCACCCCCCCCCCCCCCGGCCCCCGGCAGGGACUGCGCUUCAUCCCCUUUCCUCCAAAA